Molecule: messenger RNA, 2526 nt
Organism: Corvus hawaiiensis (hawaiian crow)
Lineage: Eukaryota; Metazoa; Chordata; Aves; Passeriformes; Corvidae
Gene: HSPD1
Product: heat shock protein family D (Hsp60) member 1
Exons: 12
Coding region: 108-1829 (573 amino acids)
Biological process (GO): mitochondrial unfolded protein response; positive regulation of interferon-alpha production; positive regulation of type II interferon production
Cellular component (GO): mitochondrial matrix; mitochondrial inner membrane
Molecular function (GO): ATP-dependent protein folding chaperone; ATP binding; protein-folding chaperone binding
Source: RefSeq, a predicted model, not a curated record
CGCGGGGGCGGGGCCGAGGCGGUGAGUGCCGAGCGCCGCCCGCCGCCGCGCCAGACGUGCCCCGCGAGUCCGCAGAGCCGCGGUGCUGCUCCCGCGCUGCCGCAGACAUGCUCCGUUUACCUACAGUACUCCGUCAGAUAAGACCAGUGUCCAGAGCACUCGCCCCCCAUCUAACACGAGCCUAUGCAAAAGAUGUGAAGUUCGGAGCAGACGCGAGAGCUCUGAUGCUGCAAGGAGUAGAUCUUUUAGCAGAUGCUGUAGCUGUCACCAUGGGGCCAAAGGGAAGAACAGUUAUUAUUGAACAAAGCUGGGGAAGUCCCAAAGUGACAAAAGAUGGUGUGACAGUAGCAAAGGCAAUUGACUUGAAAGACAAAUACAAAAACAUUGGAGCCAAGUUAGUUCAAGAUGUUGCCAAUAAUACCAAUGAAGAAGCAGGAGAUGGUACCACCACUGCAACAGUCCUUGCACGAGCUAUUGCCAAGGAAGGCUUUGAGAAGAUCAGCAAAGGAGCUAAUCCAGUAGAAAUCAGGAGGGGGGUGAUGCUGGCAGUGGAUGCCAUCAUAGCUGAACUGAAGAAGCUGUCAAAACCUGUUACAACUCCAGAAGAAAUUGCACAGGUUGCCACAAUAUCAGCAAAUGGAGAUCAGGAAAUUGGCAAUAUAAUCUCUGAUGCAAUGAAGAAAGUUGGACGAAAAGGCGUGAUCACUGUCAAGGAUGGAAAAACUCUAAACGAUGAAUUGGAAAUCAUUGAGGGUAUGAAAUUCGACAGAGGCUACAUCUCUCCGUAUUUUAUUAAUACAACUAAAGGGCAGAAAUGUGAAUUCCAGGACGCUUAUGUUUUAAUCAGUGAAAAGAAAAUUUCUAGUGUACAGUCCAUAGUUCCAGCUCUUGAAAUUGCCAAUGCCAACCGCAAACCUUUGGUCAUCAUUGCUGAAGAUGUUGAUGGAGAAGCCCUCAGCACUCUAGUCUUGAACAGACUAAAGGUUGGCCUUCAGGUUGUUGCUGUAAAAGCCCCAGGUUUUGGUGACAACAGGAAAAACCAACUUAAGGACAUGGCAAUUGCUACUGGUGGUGCUGUGUUUGGAGAAGAGGGUUUGAACCUAAAUGUGGAAGAUAUUCAGCCUCAUGACUUUGGUAAAGUUGGAGAGGUCAUUGUGACAAAAGAUGACACCAUGCUCCUUAAGGGGAAGGGUGAAAAGGCUCAGAUUGAAAAACGCAUUCAAGAAAUAAUCGAACAGCUAGAGGUUACCACCAGUGAAUAUGAAAAAGAGAAACUGAAUGAGCGGUUGGCCAAACUCUCUGAUGGAGUAGCAGUAUUGAAGGUGGGUGGCACGAGCGACGUUGAAGUGAACGAGAAGAAGGACCGGGUCACCGACGCCCUGAACGCCACCCGUGCGGCCGUGGAGGAAGGCAUCGUCCCAGGUGGUGGCUGUGCACUGCUGCGCUGCAUCCCGGCCUUGGAUGCCUUAACUCCAGCCAACGAGGAUCAGAAAAUUGGCAUUGAAAUAAUCAAGAGAACACUGAGAAUCCCAGCAAUGACUAUUGCAAAGAAUGCCGGUGUCGAAGGAUCAUUGAUAGUUGAAAAAAUCCUGCAGAGCCCAUCAGAAGUUGGCUACGAUGCAAUGCUUGGGGACUUCGUAAAUAUGGUAGAAAAAGGAAUCAUAGACCCAACGAAGGUUGUGAGAACUGCUCUGAUGGACGCCGCAGGUGUUGCAUCUCUCCUGUCAACAGCAGAAGCAGUGGUGACUGAAGUUCCUAAAGAAGAAAAGGAGCCGGCAAUGGGAGGAAUGGGUGGGAUGGGCGGAGGAAUGGGAGGUGGCAUGUUCUAAUUCCUGGGAUAGGGAUGCAUCAUGAGCUGUGCUGUUGAAGACUGAACAGUUCUGACUUCAAAAACUUGAGCUAUCAGUGUGAGAGGAUGGAUAGUGACUGAAGUGAGGCUGGUGUUGAAAAGAAUCACUGUAACCAUCAGUUACCGGAUUUCAUUUAACACACGUGUAACUGUUUACAGUCAUUGUCCAUGCCUACAGAUAAUUUAUUUUGUAUUUUUUGAAUAAAGACAUUUGUACAUUCCUGAUAACUGGGUUAUCAAGAUCCAUCUACCAAGGUCCUGAUUUGAACUUAAAUUAAGGCACUUGAUAUUCUAUUUCAGAAUUUCUUGGUGCUUGCCAGUACUAGGAAGAACUUGGAAGCCACUGUGCGUGAGACUAGACAAUUGUGUACAAAGUAGGCAAAUAGAGUUAUGUGACCUUUAUGUAAUAAACUGCUCAAAAGUUACAAAAUGUAUCACCUUCUUCAUCUGCACACAAAGCCAUAGUUAUGGGAGAGCCUGGACAGCCUGCUGCUGCUUCUAAGAUUUAGUAGAAAUUGACACUUACGCUUGAAAAAAUGACAGGGCAUUUCACUCCGAGAAACAUUCCUUUGUCUAGAAUGUUUCUCAGAAAUGUAAGUGCUUUAAUUUUGGUAAGAAAUCUCUAAGCUGAACUGCACUACAGUUCUUUGAAAUAUUAAACAAUGCUCUGAAAACAA